Molecule: messenger RNA, 1258 nt
Organism: Alternaria alternata
Lineage: Eukaryota; Fungi; Ascomycota; Dothideomycetes; Pleosporales; Pleosporaceae
Exons: 1
Coding region: 145-966 (273 amino acids)
Source: RefSeq, a predicted model, not a curated record
CGGGCCUUCCUAUGUCGAAAUCUCGUCUAUGAUAGAGCCAUCUUUACCCUUGUCGUAUACCACACAGAAGCUGCAAGAGUCAUUGCUCGUCCCGCGUUCUUCUAAGUCGACCACGGCAUCACUACUCCAAUCCUCGUUACCACAAUGAAUCAGCCACAAGUCGACAAUACACAAAUCAGUGGCUUCUACGGUCCCGGGGCUUGGGCUGCCUGGGUAAUCACCAUGGUUAUCUCUUGGGCACCCAUCGUUCAAAGGGACUUCACUCACAACCUUCACUUCAUCGGAUACGCGCUGUAUACUAAUUGGGCUACUAUCGACCUUAUGCAUCAUAUGAAACUCGCUUUACAACAUCAAAGAGACUUUGGGGAGUUAGAGUAUCCUCAGAUAGGAAAUCUCAUCGCCUCCUCCGCAGUCUUGCAUAUCGGCAUAUACCUCGCUAUAUCGCAACUCGUCACGUGUCUAUUCCAAUCACAGGUUCUCGGUUUUGAAGACAAGUCUCCAAUGAUGCGGCGUCAAUUGUUUUUAACUCUCGGUCUCGUGCUUCCAGUUUCAGUGGUCUGUUUCUCUGUGGGAUCAACUUUCAACUAUCUUGUUCCCCGUAUGAUUCCUCUAAGUUUCCUUUUCGGCUUUUCCGUUGAGCUUUACAGCUUCUGUGACCUUGUGGGGUUAUUUAUCGAUUUCAAAUACUCUGCUGUUGUUACCAUUGUCCAUUUUACUAUUUUCUGUUUCUCCAUAAAAUGCUUCAUUCUCUUUUUCUUAUCGGAUGUUUCAUAUAUAAUGGAUGAGAGCAACUUGAUACCUCAUAAACGUUGUUACUUCGUUCCAUGUGCGCCGCAAGACAUCGAUGAGUGGGAUCAAGUCUUUUCUUUGCUUGUGGCAUUGUUCCUAUUCUUGUAUGAGUUUGGGCUAGGAAUACUCAACGCCGUGAAGAAGGGUUUCCAGACGUGGCUGACAGCAGUGUGGUAGUUUAGAUAUAUACAAGUGCUAUCUACGGUUCUUGCAAUGGGCUACAUGAUCGAACAUCUCCGUAAAUAUCACUCGAAAUCGUGAAAGGCAUGCAGCAGCAUGAAAUCGAGAACCAUUGAGCCCUCCCAGCCAUGCGCACUUUGAUAUCAACAUUUAGAUGAUGCGUUGAACCGAUGCACAAUCUCAAAGAAGCUUCCUUUAUCGUGAUAAGUUUUGAUGGGGGCGUCCUGAUAACGGUCGAGAUUACACAGCCCCCGCGCUUUAGUGGGUGAGGCUGAGCGAAAGCCACGUG